CAGUCCGUGUUGUGCACCUGUUGGGCCAGGACGAGACCCUCCGCGGACAAAGUGCGACGGACGCUUCUUACCAAGAGUGCGCGGGAAAUAAAGCUGAAUUUGGCGUGCCUCCAGAUACUGUAUACAGGUCCCCUGCGAUCGGCCUAAGUAUGAGAUGUUUAUUAUUGGCCAUUGCAGUUUGUCUUCGCGCAACGACGGGUCAAGCGGCGGCGGUGGCACAGAGGGACCUGCUCGUUGUGGACAGGUUUGGGAACUGCGACAACUCGGAGCGGAUCGCGCCCUUGAUAAGUGCAGAAGUCGUCACCUUAAAGCCUGGGAUCACCGUCGUGCGUGCCUCCGCCAACAUAUCCAAGGAGGUCGAUCAAAACUUGCUCGAGGUGGAGACGUUUAUCUGCGACAUCCAAGCGCACGACAGCUGCGUCCAAUUCCUCAACUGGAAGAAAGACACUGGAGUCUGUGCGAUGGCGACUGCGAAAGGCAUGCUGUGGUCACCUCUUUUCAACGUUCGACCUCCGCUUCGUUGCCCAGUGAUUGCCAAGGGCCUCUAUCAUAUCGAGAACGGUACAUUCGACAUGAACAAGAUGCAAAUGAUCUCCUUGCCAAAAAAUAAGUACGUUCGCAUCAAGAUUUCAACGUUCGCACCGAAGAAAAUACCGUACCUUUGCGUCAUCAUGGGCGGAAUCUUCAGAUCGGUCAAAGUGUGAAUAAUGUGAUUUCCUUCGUGACGAAAA
Frankliniella occidentalis (western flower thrips) is the source of this 731-nucleotide messenger RNA. RefSeq lists its product as uncharacterized. The record is from RefSeq and is a predicted model, not a curated record. Bases 150 to 704 code for a protein of 184 amino acids. Lineage: Eukaryota; Metazoa; Arthropoda; Insecta; Thysanoptera; Thripidae. The transcript is spliced from 5 exons.